Manihot esculenta (cassava) is the source of this 972-nucleotide messenger RNA. RefSeq lists its product as uncharacterized. The record is from RefSeq and is a predicted model, not a curated record. NCBI's taxonomy places the organism in Eukaryota, Viridiplantae, Streptophyta, Magnoliopsida, Malpighiales, Euphorbiaceae. The transcript has a single exon. The coding region runs from base 1 to 972 and encodes 323 amino acids.
AUGGGCCUCUUCAUGGAGGUGGACGCUCGUGACCACUCCCUCUGGGAGUCUGUGGAUCGCCGGGUUGAGGAGGCCCGUUUAGAGGAAAAUUUGUCCCCCACCAGUGAUGCCCGGGGUAAUCUGGCCGUAGCCCAUGAGCACGCCAAGUCCCUAGAGGCGGAGUUAUCUCACGCCCGAAGGGUUAUUAAAGAGUCUGACGAGAGGGCAGCUGCAGCAGAGGUUCGUUGUGAGGAAGUUCUGAAGCAGUUGUCCUCCGCAGUGGAUGCUCUACGUGAGAGGGACGAGGCUGUGAGCCAGAAGGAAGAGGUCCAGCGCCAGUACGAGCAGCUGAAGGUAAAAUUUGAUACCGUUCUGGCUCAAAAGAGUGAAGCCGUAGCUCGGGUUGUGGUCCUGAAGCAAGAGUUGAGCAAGCAAGCUGAUAGUGUUAAGGGUUUGGCUUUGGCGGCAGAGGAGUCCAAACUUCAAAAUCAGCAACUCUGCCAACAAGUCAAAUCCCUGGUGACGAGGUGCUCAGCUCUGCUUGAAGAGGUCAAAUUGGCUGAGGAUAGGGUCCAGCUGGAGUGCGAGAGGAGCUUGAGGGAGCAUAGGGAGUCAGCUGAGCUGAAGGAGGAAGUCCAACAAGCCUGUGAAGCUCACCUCAAGAAUUACAAGGAGUCCACUGAGUUGAAGACUGAAAUAGCUAAGGCUUGUGAGAGGCGACUUGCGGAGUUCCAAGGCUCUGAUGAGAUGAAAACUACCGUAUGGAAUAAGGGCUUCCGCAUGUUCGUUUCUGGGUAUAAUAGAGGUUUGAGGGCAGCUCGACACAAUCCCACCACCCCGUUGGCUAAACUCCGAGCUGCAGAGGAAGACUCUGAUGGCGAGGAGGUGUUUUAUGGGAAGGACGACAGGCCUUUACCCAAGAGAGCUUCUCGUACUGCAGCUGGUCCUUCUAAGGCAGAACCCGAGCUAGGGCAUGACGAUGCUGGGUCUUAA